CUCCCUUCGUUAUUGAUUUCCUGAGUAUGUCAACCAUUCCCGACCCAUAUCGAUCUUUAUCGCUGUCGCCUGCGAUGGCCGUUGUUGGUUCUUGAUCUACGGAUGCCGCGAGGAAUACAGACAUAUACAACAGCAACUAACAGGACAACAGUGGGUGGUGUCUCCGCCGCCGUCUCCAAGACUGCCGCUGCUCCCAUCGAGCGUGUCAAGCUCCUGAUCCAGAACCAGGAUGAGAUGUUGAAGAGUGGUCGUCUUGACCGAAAAUACGAUGGUAUCGUCGAGUGUUUCCGACGAACCACCGCCCAGGAGGGUGUUGCCUCCCUGUGGCGUGGUAACACUGCCAACGUUAUCCGUUACUUCCCUACCCAAGCCCUCAACUUCGCUUUCCGUGACACCUACAAGUCCAUGUUCGCCUUCAAGAAGGACCGUGAUGGAUACGCCAAGUGGAUGGCCGGUAACUUGGCCUCUGGUGGUGCUGCCGGUGCCACUUCCCUUCUCUUCGUCUACUCCCUCGACUACGCCCGUACUCGUCUGGCCAACGACAACAAGAACGCCAAGACUGGUGGUGAGCGUCAAUUCAACGGUCUGAUCGACGUCUACAAGAAGACCCUCGCCUCCGACGGUAUUGCCGGUCUCUACCGUGGUUUCGGUCCUUCCGUCGCUGGUAUCGUCGUCUACCGUGGUCUCUACUUCGGUAUGUACGACUCCAUCAAGCCUGUCGUCCUUGUCGGUCCUCUCGAGGGUAACUUCAUCGCCUCCUUCCUUCUCGGAUGGUCCGUCACCACUGGUGCCGGUAUCGCCUCUUACCCUCUCGACACCAUCCGUCGUCGUAUGAUGAUGACCUCUGGUGAGGCUGUCAAGUACAAGUCUUCCAUGGAUGCCGCCCGCCAAAUCAUUGCCAAGGAGGGUGUCAAGUCUCUCUUCAAGGGUGCUGGUGCCAACAUCCUCCGUGGUGUUGCUGGUGCUGGUGUGCUGUCCAUCUACGACCAAAUGCAGGUCCUCCUGUUCGGCAAGGCCUUCAAAUAGAUGGUUUCGCCUGCGUAGAUGGUUGGGAUGAAAUGGAGAGUGGGGGAGUAAUGAAUGGUGCGGCAGGUGGAAGUUGUUCACAACAAUACACCCAUCGCUAUGGUGUUGGAGCAACUUGCAGUUGAUUAGGGGUUCCGAUAUCACU
Molecule: messenger RNA, 1171 nt
Organism: Amorphotheca resinae ATCC 22711
Lineage: Eukaryota; Fungi; Ascomycota; Leotiomycetes; Helotiales; Amorphothecaceae
Exons: 3
Coding region: 103-1026 (307 amino acids)
Biological process (GO): mitochondrial ATP transmembrane transport; mitochondrial ADP transmembrane transport
Cellular component (GO): mitochondrial inner membrane
Molecular function (GO): ATP:ADP antiporter activity
Source: RefSeq, a predicted model, not a curated record